Telopea speciosissima is the source of this 1828-nucleotide messenger RNA. Its product is annotated as stomatal closure-related actin-binding protein 1-like. Bases 80 to 1564 code for a protein of 494 amino acids. Gene Ontology annotation, molecular function: actin binding. The record is from RefSeq and is a predicted model, not a curated record. NCBI's taxonomy places the organism in Eukaryota, Viridiplantae, Streptophyta, Magnoliopsida, Proteales, Proteaceae. The transcript is spliced from 13 exons. Gene Ontology annotation, biological process: actin filament organization; regulation of stomatal movement.
CAACGAAAAACUGUUUUUUUCUUAAACGAUUUGUUAGAUUACUUCAUGAUCUAGAAGAGCAGAGAAUUAUAGUGAAACAAUGACGAGGAUAAGUCGUGAUUUUGGAGAUACAAUGCAGAAGGACGCGAUUCCGUCAGUCGCGGCCGAUGUGACCUUUCCUUCUAAUCGGUUUCCAAAUUAUAAAAUUGGCGCUAACAAUCAGAUUUUAGAGCCAAAGGAAGGUCCGGAAAUACCAUCCAUGAAAGAAGUUGUUGCACGGGAGACUGCCCAGCUGAUAGAGCAGCAAAAACGUUUGUCGGUCCGUGACCUUGCUACUAAAUUUGAGAAGGGUUUGGCUGCUGCUGCUAAAUUAUCUGAUGAGGCUAGACGCAGAGAGGCAGCUUCAUUGCAGAAACAUGUCCUUCUGAAGAAGCUUAGAGAUGCUUUGGAAUCCUUGAGAGGGCGUGUGGCAGGUCGAAACAAAGAUGAUGUUGAGGAGGCUAUCUCUAUGGUGGAAGCUUUAGCAGUACAGUUGACUCAAAGAGAAGGGGAGCUAAUCCAAGAAAAAUCUGAAGUGAAAAAGCUAGCAGAUUUUCUGAAACUGGCUUCCGAGGAUGCUAAGAAACUGAUUGACGAUGAAAGAGCUUUUGCUCUCGCUGAAAUUGAAAAAGCUAGUGCAGCAGUACAGAGAGUAGAAGAGGCCUUCCAGGAACAAGAACGGAUUUCUCAAACUUCUGGGAAGCAGGAAAUGGAAGAACUGAUGAAGGAGGUUCAAGAGGCUAGAAGAAUUAAAAUGCUCCAUCAACCAAGCAAGGUGAUGGACAUGGAAUCUGAACUUCAAGUGUUAAGGAUUCAACUUGCAGAGAAGUCGUCGUAUUCUCUUCAGCUUCGAAAGGAGGUGGAAAUGAGCAAGAAGAUUGUGGCAGGCAGGUCCAAUUUAUUUGAAUUAGAUGGUUCUGAAACUUUAGGUUCAUGUUUACGGAUCAUUCCUUGCAUGGAUAAAGCUCCUGAUCUUUCUAAAUGCUCUAUUCAAUGGUAUCGUGUAUCCACGGAUGGAAGCAAAAAAGAACUUAUUUCUGGGGCCACAAAAUUUGUUUAUGCUCCAGAGCCUUUUGAUGUUGGGAGAAUCUUGCAGGCAGAUAUAGUUGCAGAUGACCAGAGAGUCGCAGUGAGAACCAUUGCCCUCAUUGAUCCUGCUCCAGGAUUGGGAAGCUAUGUGGAGGCACUUGUUAGGAAACCUGAGACAGAGUUCAAUGUAGUUGUGACCCAAAUGAAUGGAAAUGAUCAUCCACCUCAUUGCGUUCACGUAUUUCAUGUGGGAAGGAUGAGGAUCAAGCUUUGUAAAGGAAGGAUUACAAAGGCCAAGGAGAAUUACUCCACAUCGAUGCAGCUAUGUGGAGUCAGAGGGGGUGGUAAUGCUGCAUCUCAGGCAUUGUUCUGGCAAGCAAAGAAGGGGAUUUCCUUUGUAUUGGCCUUUGAAUCACAGCGAGAAAGGAAUGCAGCCAUUAUGCUGGCCAGGAGAUUUGCUUUUGAUUGUAAUAUUAUGCUUGCUGGGCCAGAUGAUCGAGCUUCUCUAGGAACAUAGCAGGCUUUAUUGGGCUUCUGAUCUAACCACGUGGUGUAAGUAUAUUGAUUGAGAUUUCUGGCAUGUGUAUUUGUAUGUUUGUAACACUAAAAGGAAAAAAGAAAAAAAGAAAAAGAAAAAGAGUUGGGUUUGUACUAUUGAAUACUGGGCUUCCACAAUUCUGGUUGCAUCCAACGUCAAGGCAUUCCUUUUUAUUUGCCUUUUUGGCUUGUAACAAAUUUUCCAUCGUAUAUUUUAAAUGCUUCAUUUGCUGCUGCUUGCAUA